Lingula anatina is the source of this 1477-nucleotide messenger RNA. RefSeq names its product DNA-directed primase/polymerase protein-like. Lineage: Eukaryota; Metazoa; Brachiopoda; Lingulata; Lingulida; Lingulidae. Gene Ontology annotation, biological process: error-prone translesion synthesis; replication fork processing; response to UV. The record is from RefSeq and is a predicted model, not a curated record. Gene Ontology annotation, cellular component: nucleus; mitochondrial matrix. Gene Ontology annotation, molecular function: chromatin binding; DNA-directed DNA polymerase activity.
UGGAGCAGAUAGUAUGAGAAAUUGUCAAAAGAUGGCGACUGUGCAUACAAAAUUGCGGAAGAACAUUUAUGCGAUACUAAGCGACGACAACUGAAGGAGGGAAAUUAAAAUGGAAUCGAAGCAAGCAGAAAACAUCGAGAAGACUGCAGUUAUAACCACUUGUUCAUUUUAUAGCAAGAAGUCAAUUUCACAAGGAGUGAAAUCCAGACAGAAAUGGGCACAGAAACUUGAGAAACAUGAAGAAGAAAUUCGGAAGUUGACAAUACCAAGUCCUUAUAAAAUAAGUUUAAAGGGACCAGCUUCACAAUGGACUGUGUUCUUCUCACAGAAAGAUGCCUUUCAGUUUGCUAAGCGGGAUCCACAGGAUCUUCAUGUUUUUGCCUAUGAAAGUGAGCUUUUAAAUCAUGGAGCACAAGGAAAAAGAAUGUAUUUGACAGCAAGCUAUCACCAUUUCUGGCACUAUUACAGGCAGCUGCCAGAAUCAAAGAGGCUGCACUAUGAAAUCAUACCUGAAGGAGCAGUGUGUAAGCUGUACUUUGAUUUGGAAUUCAACAAAAGUUUGAAUCCCUCCAAGGAUGGAGAUGUAAUGGUGGACAGCUUUAUCAAGUUUGUGUGCUUUCAUUUGGACACUAUGUUUGGUGUAUACUGUGACAGAAGUAUGGUGCUUGAUCUAGAUGCCAGCACCACAGAAAAGUUCAGCUCCCAUUUGAUUUUCCAACUCCCAGGUGCUGUCUUCAGAAAUAAUGUCCAUGCAGGGCAUUUUGUGCGUAAAAUUUGUAAGAAGUUAAUAGACAUGUGUGCAGAAAGCAAUGAAAAACAGUCAUAUAUGAUCAGUGAUGCUCCUAAGACAACAACUGACUUGUACCAAAAUACGCAAGACGGUGAUCAAACUAAUGCUGGUCAUUCAGAGAUAAAAGAAGUUUACAAAAAGCAAAAAAUGGAUCCACUGGUUUCAUGUGAUGGUCAUACAAUAAGUUCAUAUAUUGCUGUUGGGGGGAGUGAAUAUUCUGUAAAGUAUCCUGGAAAGGUGUCACACCGGGCUCCAAGUGACAGCUCAAUACCUGGGAAGUCUACAGAUCUUACAGUUGAUGACAUUAACUUACCUGGAAAACCAGCAGAUGUCAUCUGUGAUAACAGGUUAUUACCAAGAAAAUCUCCUCAGAAAGUGUUAGAGAGAACCAAAGAAAGCAGUCUUUCAACAAUUUUUAAAGAUGAUGAAAGAUGUGUUGAAGCUGCUUCAAGUCAUUUGCACAGUGAAUGUUCUGUACAGGACUCUAAAAAACUUGGCAUAUGUAAAGAGGAAUUGUUCAAUUUACUGGUGCUGGAUAAACAUGAAAACAGAGUUUUGUUUUGUGAUUUGGCUGUUUACACUAAGAACAGGAACUUCAGGCUGUAUCUUUCCAGUAAAUAUAUGAAGAACAACCCUCUGAAGAUUUCUAAAAGAAAUCAGUACAAGCCUCAUCUUGCAAACAGUGAU